Lindgomyces ingoldianus is the source of this 2169-nucleotide messenger RNA. RefSeq lists its product as uncharacterized. The transcript is spliced from 2 exons. Bases 1 to 2169 code for a protein of 722 amino acids. Gene Ontology annotation, molecular function: protein binding. The record is from RefSeq and is a predicted model, not a curated record. NCBI's taxonomy places the organism in Eukaryota, Fungi, Ascomycota, Dothideomycetes, Pleosporales, Lindgomycetaceae.
AUGGUUAACCGGCCAGAUCGCCCAGGAGGCCUGGAAUUCCGCUCCAAUUCCUUUGACCCUCUCCGCAGCGCGAGCAAUCUGUCCCUAGGCGACCUGCCCUCUCCCAAGGCCGGCGAGGUCCCACCUGCCCUCUCGCCCCUCGAUGCGCUCGCGCUUCAAGGCCGGCUGCUGGCAAAGCGAUUCGAACAGGAGAACAAGGCGGGCCGACGCAUGAGCCGGUUGGCGCCGCUCACGAUCCAGAAUGAAUUUGGGAACCGCUCUGGAUACUUCUCCUCGCUUACGAACUCGACCGUCAAUUCACCAAGCGACGAACUCGCUCCCCGCAGUCCGCGCCAGCAGCACAGCCCCCAGGCCCAAGAGCAUGUAUCGCAGGACCGACACAAGUCUUUCUACCCGCAAUUCGGUGGCGACGAGCCUCACUAUGAGCACCCCCUUCCCUAUCGAAACCAUCUCUCCCCAAUCGGGGAGGCGAGACUCACCAACACCCCGCCGCAGCAAGACUACUUCCCCUUCCCAAGGACCCAGUCUCCAGAACCUGUGGAACCGCGAAUAGGGUUGCAGGAAGCUACCCCAAUCUCUCCCCACAUGCCUCGUUCCAACAGCGGGCCUCGACCGUUCCUCGUUGGGCAGAGGAAGCAGUCUUUAGACUCGCUCUCUGUUCGACAAGCAGGACUGGCUCCUCCGAGGUCACCUGGGUCUCUUCGGUCUCCGAAGAUAUCCCCCAGCAUACGAGCUGUGCCCGAGGAUAGCUCUGACGAGGUGGAGAAUAUGUCAUUGGGAGGAUCCUACGACUCUCUGCAAGCGCGGAAUUUGUCACCCAGCUCCAGCUUAUCCAGGUCCCAUUCCCCUUUCACACCUUUAUCGAACUCUUCGAUUCCUCGUUCUCCUUCGUUGUCUUCUGAAUAUUCUGCCGGCGGUUCCCAGCUUCCUCGCCCGGCAUUCAACUUCUCUCGACCGAUGAGCAGCGCUAGCAGGCCAUCCUUGGAUGUAAGAUCAUGCACGGAUGGCCCAUCACGGCAGGCUUCCGAUGAGAGCGCUUUCAUGAGACCCUCCUUUGACAGCCUACCCCGCCGUCAAGACUCUGGGGACAGCCCAAUUACCAACUAUACCAAUGACCUUGUUCACACUCCGGUCAGCAUGACCAGCGAGGACUUUCGUCGGUCAACUGAUUACUCCAUAAAUCAAGCUCCUACAUACACCUAUUCCAAGUUCAGCUUGCCCCGAGGACGGACAUUGGACCGUCAAUCUAUUGGUAUUGAGGACUUUCUAAACAGCCAGAUCAGCUGGGAUCAGCCUAAGCAAGGCAAUGGCCAAGCCAAAUCUGCGAGACCUUCGUCUCCUCCUUCCCCUCCUCACUCCAUGGACCAGCCACGCACACAGCCCGAACAGACGCCCACUCGGAGCACCUCCAUGGAACGUGGAGCGCCUUCCCUUACCUCAAGUAACAGUACCAUCCGCGCUCGACCUUCAGGAUCCGCUGAGGUGACAGCCCAAGAGCACUGUGAUAAGGGCAUUGAGUUUCACGAGGCUGGCGAAUUCACAAAAUCAACCUAUCACCUCCGUCUUGCCGCUCGCGCUGGUCUUGCUGAGGGGAUGUUCUGGUACGGUCUUGCAUGUCGCCAUGGCUGGGGAAUGCGUGAAAACAAGGCCGAAGGAAUGCAGUGGCUCCGCCGAGCUGUUGAUUCCGGACAAUUGGAAGUGGCAGAUGACGAGGACCAGAAGAAACAUGGCAACCCAACUGAUCUUGCAAAGCGAAACCGACAUAGAGCUCAGUAUGCCGUUGCUAUUUAUGAGCUCGGAAAGUGCUACAUGAAUGGUUGGGGUGCUGCACAAGAAAAAUCACUAGCACUGCGUUGUUACGAAAUUGCAGGAAACUGGGGCGAUGCGGAUGCCUUGGCCGAAACAGGCUAUUGUUAUGCAGAGGGGGUUGGCUGCAAAAAGGACAUGAAAAAGGCUGCCAAAUUCUAUAGGGCAGCGGAGGCGAAAGGAAUCAGCAUGAUCGGCAACAGUUGGAUCUACAAAGACAAGUACAUGGACGACGGCUCCACUGUCUCCGACUCUCGAUCUGUCCGCUCUGGCCGUUCUGUCAAGAAAGAUCCUUCGGAGAAAAAGCCUCGCGACAAGAGUCGAACGAGGACCAUCUUCGGGCGCAAGAAGAGCACAACUUAG